Neomonachus schauinslandi (Hawaiian monk seal) is the source of this 1066-nucleotide messenger RNA. It is a transcript of the gene MIP, whose product is annotated as major intrinsic protein of lens fiber. The record is from RefSeq and is a predicted model, not a curated record. Gene Ontology annotation, cellular component: plasma membrane; apical plasma membrane. Gene Ontology annotation, biological process: transmembrane transport. Gene Ontology annotation, molecular function: water channel activity. NCBI's taxonomy places the organism in Eukaryota, Metazoa, Chordata, Mammalia, Carnivora, Phocidae. The coding region runs from base 29 to 820 and encodes 263 amino acids. The transcript has 6 exons.
CCCAAGCAUUGUGCCCAUCCCCCCUGCCAUGUGGGAACUGCGGUCAGCCUCCUUCUGGAGGGCCAUAUUUGCUGAGUUCUUUGCCACCCUCUUCUAUGUCUUUUUCGGAUUGGGGGCCUCACUGCGUUGGGCCCCCGGACCCCUGCAUGUCCUGCAGGUGGCUCUGGCCUUUGGCCUGGCCCUGGCUACACUGGUGCAGGCUGUGGGCCACAUCAGCGGGGCCCAUGUCAAUCCUGCAGUCACUUUCGCCUUCCUUGUGGGUUCCCAGAUGUCUCUGCUCCGUGCCUUCUGCUAUAUGGCAGCCCAACUCCUGGGAGCUGUGGCUGGGGCCGCCGUGCUGUAUAGUGUCACCCCGCCUGCCGUCCGAGGAAACCUAGCACUUAAUACGUUGCACCCUGGGGUGAGUGUGGGCCAGGCCACCACGGUGGAGAUCUUCCUGACGCUCCAGUUUGUGCUCUGCAUCUUUGCCACAUACGACGAGAGGCGGAAUGGCCGCCUGGGAUCUGUAGCCCUGGCUGUUGGCUUCUCCCUCACCCUGGGGCACCUCUUUGGGAUGUAUUAUACUGGUGCAGGCAUGAACCCUGCCCGCUCCUUUGCUCCUGCCAUUCUCACCAGAAACUUCACCAACCACUGGGUAUACUGGGUGGGCCCAAUCAUUGGAGGGGGACUAGGCAGUCUCCUCUACGACUUUCUCCUCUUCCCCCGGCUCAAGAGUGUUUCUGAGAGACUGUCUAUUCUCAAGGGUGCCAGGCCCAGUGACUCCAAUGGACAACCAGAGAGCACUGGGGAACCUGUUGAACUGAAGACCCAGGCCCUGUGAAAGCUCCAGUUGGCUAGAGGGAACAUCCCCAGAGGGGCUUCCAGGCAGCUGGUACUUAAGCCAAAGAGCUCCCUAAGGUCAAAACAGGAAAUCUGAUGCCUGGAGCAAAUGCAGAGGAGCCUGCACGCUUCGCAAGCUUUUAAACCUAUACCUCUAGCAUGAAAGACACCCCGCCCGCAAAGACCCCUCUAGCCCGUAGCUCAACUCUCCACUUCCUCCCAAAUAAAGCCUAAUUUUUCUAACUAA